UUGUUUACAGUCCAGACGCUGGCAUGGUCAUGUUGUCAGGUGGUCUGGGAGGUGGUCUGCACGAGCACGCGCGCGCUGAUCGAUUAUAUUGAUCGAAGUCGAUUGCGAUGGCGUGGAGAGUGGAUUUGAUCGAAGCAUUGAUCUUAUGCUGCAUCGGAUGGGGGCGCUGAGAAGACACAGAGAAGAAGAUGAUGAUGAUGAUGAUGUCCUCCAUUCUCCAGGCGCUGCUCCUUGCAGAGCCCUGGCUCCGCACCUGCGGGGCCCCCACGUACGUCCCCGGCCACAGCCGGACGCAGGACGGCUCCUGCGAAGAGCUCUGCGCCACGGAGCCUGCUCCCUUGGAGAAAGAGCGCGUUACCAGCUUCAUGCUGGAUGUGGGCGAGGGAGGAGGGACUGGCCCAGAUGGAGGCCCGGAGGGGAUCGGUCCAGUGACGCAGGCGAGAAACGGGGUCAGCGCUCGUGGAAGAUUUGGGUUGAGCGGGGCUGGUCGAAAGGAGACCGAGAGCGAACCUGAGGGCGGAGAUGGAGGUCUUGUAAAGCCCGGGGGUCCAACAGGUGGGAGACAACAGGUGGACGCCGACAUGAACACCCACGCGCGCACGUCAGGUAGUUCCCGGGCCUCCAUUGCGGUGCGGACGGACUCCUCCUACAGCCAAGAGAGCAAACAGGGCGGAACAGACGCGACCAAGCCGCCCGCCUUUGAAUCUGGACAAGAUGGACACGCCGAGGCGACCUCGCAGGCUUCUCCAAACGCUCCCCUCUGGUCCCCCAAACCGGCCUCCCUCAGUCCCGUCCCUCCGUUGUCGCUGGUCACUCCUCGGACCGCCACACGCCCGUCGGCGUGGGGCCACGACGGACCAACGAGACCCUCGCCUCCAGAUCUGCUUCUGCCUGAAAUCGGACCGCUGAAUAUGAUGCCCAGAGAUGACGGCCUGGAGAGUCUGUGGACCGAGGCGGCGAGACCAGCUGGAGCAGACACGGCGGUCCCGCUCCCUCAGGAUGAGGCCACAGAGGCCACCAUGUCUUCAGAGGCACUGCCUCUGAUCUUCGAGCCUUUCGAAGACGCCACAGAGGAGGGACCGGCCGGAGCAGCGGCGGUGGCGGCGGUCUCCCGGGCACCGGCCGGGUCGCCCGGCGCCAUGGCGACCAGGCUGCCGCCCACGUCAGAGGCGGACCCGGACCGGCUGGUGAACUCUGACGCCGACGGCCCGUCCAGGGAGCCGCCGGCUCUUCUAUCCGAAUGGACUUCACCUUGGCAGGCGUCUGGCUCGGAGCUGCUGGAGCCGGUCGGCGCCGGUACCGCUGCCUCACAGCGGCGGGUCCAGACCGAGCAGGAGGAAGAGCAUCCAGGGACAGGAACUGUGAGGACCACAAACUCUGAAGCAGGAACAUCCCACCAUGACACAAUAACAACCAUUGCGAGCCACCGGCUGCUGCACAAAACCAGAACGGGAAUAGAGGAGAUGGAGUCUGAGGAGGAGCUGGAUGAAGAUGAAGACAACGAGAACUCUGAGGAAUCGGUGGAAGAAGACAGUGAAGAAGACCUGACAGAGGCGCCAGAAACGUCCUCCACGCAGCCACCGUACAGCCUGAUCCCUCCGCCGCCGGUCUGGGUCCAGCGCAACCAAGGCCUGAUGCGCAGCUGGGCAGAGCUGAUCAGAGAAAAGGCCGGGUACGUGUCCGGGAUGUUGGCCCCCGUGGGCAUCGGCAUCACCGGGGCCCUGCUGAUCGUCGGCGCCCUCUACAGCAUCCGAAUGCUCCACCGCAAGAGACGCAACAGCUUCAAACACCAGAGGAGGAAGGCCAGGCAGCCGGAGCAACCUUGGGAGCCUGGCACCAGCUGUCAGGACCAGGCCAUGCUGCUGGCUGACAGCUCCGAGGACGAAUUCUGAGAGCAUUCAGGCUUGUUUUUGUGAGCGAUCAUCAGCGGAUGCUCUGGAAAAUGUCUCUGUCAGUAUUAACCCCAUCAGUCUCGUCUGUUUGGGCACGGCUCAUCUGAUACACACAGAAGAAGAAGAAGAAGAAGGACACACACUGUUUGCAAUGUAAAGAGUGUGUGUGUGUGUGUGUGUGUGAAAGAUCCUCACGUUACAUACAAUCAUUGUAGAAAGAAGGUGCGCAAACUUUCAGUUCUUGGUAUUUAAGCAGUUUUCCACUCUGUCCCAGGUUUUCUAAGCAAAGACGAGGCUAAAACAGAGCCACCGUAUCUCGCCUUCACACGACCUAUUACAAAAUGGCUAAAAGGGCGAUUCCACCAAACUAUUCACUACUUCAACUCUAGUUAAAAAACUACAACAAACUUGGACUGAAUCUGCCGGAAAAUAACUUAUAUUUACAGAAUUUGGGUUCUGUAAACCCAAAUUCAUGCUGGUUUUACACGUCAAUAUUGAGUCGUUGUAGGUCAUCAAUUGCUCACUGUGACUGUUUGGCUGGGUGGGUUAUAUUUAACUUAUUUCAUUUUCAGCAUGAAAGUCCCACUGAAUAAACAUAUUUUCUGUCCAUGACUCGCACUGAGCUGGCUGCGAACCACAUUAGCACUCUGAGGACAAGAGUGUCCUACGCCAGGGACGAAAAUUCUCUGAGCAUUGCAGAGUCUCACCUGGAUGGACGCCUGCCCUAUAUGAUGUCUAGUUACUGUCUGAAUUGUUAUGUUUGGUAGCUGCAGAUACUAAAGUAUCUAAGUUGGCGUCUGGCUGUAAGUUAUGUUUGGAACAGACCAUAAAAGCAAAAUGCUGCUAAAGAUGCUUGUCAUGAAGGGGUUGAAUGUUUUAAAAAUAUGCAUCCAUUACUGAAAAGAAUUACUAAUUUUGGCUUUGCUUAUUACAGAACACAUCUAUUUUGCUUAAAAAGAAGAAGAAGAAGAAAAAAAAGUACAUUUCAGUGGGGGUUGCAAACACUUUAGAUCGUUUCUAAUGUUGCAGAUAAAGUCCCGGUUGUGAAAGAGAGCUGACCUUCUUUCCAUCAUGAUUGUAGGCUUGGAGAAUAAACCCAACAGUCUUUCACAGUCCAGCCCAAAGUUAUUCAGACUCAUCAUUUAUUAGCAGUAAGAACUAUUCAUAGAACAUUUCUGUCAGCUAUCAAUAAAAUACAAAGAAACAGCAAAAAUGGAGACUUUGAAAACAUCCUGUUUUGCAUACUUAGUUCAGAAUCAUUUACGACUUUCCCUCAGUGUUAAACUUAUUUUUUUUUUUUUAUAACUUCUGCAUGUUCCUAUUUAUUGUUUUCUCUGAGAAAACCCCCGAUCUAAGCAUUUCUGCACACGGUGCAGAAAUGUUUACCUCCAGACUUUUUCACUUGCGACAGCGUUUUCCCUGACAGGGUUUACGCAAACAGUCUCGUGUCUAAAGCAUCUGCUCAGCAGCGACGAGCAAACACUCUCCCCGUUUGUCCCGAUAAAGCCUUUUGAGAACUUUUGUUUGCCUGGCUGAGAAGAACGGAGGCCGUCCAGCUUGCAGAGAUAACCCUGGCGUGGGAGCCUUGAGACGCCGAAGCAGAGUUCACGCGAGGAAGGCCUCGGCAGUGACCCGUGGGGCUUUGGACGCUGGAAACAUCAGGAGGCCUCCAAAAGCCCCGGAUGUUUAGCAGCUGAGAACCGAAGCAGUCGCGGGAAAAAAAAAAAAAUCCAAUAAUUAUUUUUUUUUCACUGCUGCUUUAAUCCUAUCGUUUUGGGAUUUAUGAGAGGAGCUACUUUAAUCGGUUUUCAUUGUUUAUGGCAAGCUUGGUUUUACAUGUGUGUCAAUGAAAGAAGUAAGAACAUAAGCUGAGUGUAAAUAGCUCAACUGGACACUUUAGGAAUGGUGUCACAUUCAAUUGAGCCGUUGUAGAAAUAAUAAUAAUAAUAAAAAAACACUAGAAAGCUAUUUCCCAAAAUAUGAAACCCUUAUUAAGAUCAAUUUGGUGUCGGUAUCAUAUCCACACUAACGUUUACACACGCAGUGCCUUGCAAAAAUAUUCAUUCAUGUACUUUUUCACACUUUGUCAUGUUUCUGCUGCAAACGUCCCUGCAGAUUUGAAUCGUGUACUUUUUUUUAAACAAAUAAACUUAUUUAAAAAAAAAGAAAGAAAGAAAAGUGUGCACAUAUGUGUUCAGCCCACUAUAAUCACUGUAAUGAUUAUUGACUGCUGUGUGUCGCUCUAUCGGCCCAGUAGAACACAACGACCUUUGAACUGUGGAAAAGAUCAAUGGGUGUGAAUAUUUUUGCAAGAAACCGCACUGCUCUGUAAAAAUAAGUAUUUGCUGCUUUGUGAGGAUCAAACUUUUGGUCAGUGGUGACGGCCUGGUGGCUGUAAAAAGCUUUAAAUUGAACCAAUUUCAACAUCGUUGUUUUUAACUCUUUCAAGAGGUAAAAAAGCUAAUUUCACCUCAUUAUGAAAUGAGCUUAUUGUUACAUUAUUAUUUAUAGAAACAAAAUAUUGGACCUACAGAAAACAAAAACAAACAAAGCCUUUUGUUUGCUUUUUAUUCAUGUUAAGGAGAUUUAGUUAAAAGAUUUAGUUAUCGGAAUUGGAAUUUAAUUUCUGUGUCAUUUCCAGUGACGACAUCUGCUGUGUAUUGUAGUUAUGUGAUCUAUGUUAAAGAAAAGAUGUCCAGUUUUAAAUGAUGUUUCAAAGGAAAUUUAUAUCAAAUUCUUUUGACAUAAGUUGCUGGAACAAAGCACAUGUCGAACAUCGCCAUCCUAUUUACAACAUAUGGCAUAAAAUACUCUGAUGUACAAAAUAACUCGUAUGUGAACUCAUCUCUGCUGGACUGUUUUCUCAUCUUUGACCUGCGUGGCGCACCGAGGGAGAGUGACAAUAAAAGUUUGGAUCUUUCCAAAUCUCUGUAGAUUCAAUUUUUUUUUUGUUUUCUUUUGCUUCACCUGCUUUUAAAAAGCAGAAUUGUGAGCUGGGAUCAAAGAUGUGGGAUGAUUAUGAGCAAUAACCAAUAAGGUCUAGUCAAAACCUUUCAUCAGUGUGACCUGCUUGUUUAUAUAUUUCUGUUUUAAUGUGAGCGCAAUGUAAAAUGUUCGCGGUCUGUAAAUAUAAAAAUUUCUUGUUGACGUCU
Poeciliopsis prolifica (blackstripe livebearer) is the source of this 5044-nucleotide messenger RNA. RefSeq names its product armadillo-like helical domain-containing protein 4. The record is from RefSeq and is a predicted model, not a curated record. Bases 189 to 1892 code for a protein of 567 amino acids. NCBI's taxonomy places the organism in Eukaryota, Metazoa, Chordata, Actinopteri, Cyprinodontiformes, Poeciliidae. The transcript is spliced from 8 exons.